CAUUUUUAAGUUGUCAUAAUAUAGAGGGAGAAAUCAGAGCCAUAGAUUUGUGAUCUUUUUUCUUCUGGGUUCGGCUGCUGUAUCUAGCAGCAUCUAACCCGCUUUCUUGCCUUUUUUUGUUUCUCUGAUAAGGAACCAGCAAGGAGCGUGGGUGUGUUUUGUGUGGGUGGAUUCCUGUGCGGUAGUUGAAGAGUUUAGGGAGGUUUUGGAGUGGAUUUAUGUCGGCUGGUUCUGAUUUGGCUUUGAUUGGGGCUCCGGUGAAGCUCUGCCUUUCUUCUUCUUCAGCUGUGUUUUCUCGGUUCUUCUGUGCUCUGGUUGCUUUUUGUUGGGCGAUUCUCUGCUUCUACAAGCAGGGGUUGAAUCUGGUGUUCCCGUCUGUUUCGAUGCGUUUGAGACCAAAAAGGACUUGUUCUGGAGCAGAGUGUUUUGGGGGUUUUCACAUAAAACAACAUUUCUUCUGCCUUUUAUUGUUUCUCAGAGGGGCUCAUACUUGAUAAAGUCUUUGAUAAUCUUGCGAUCCGCUUUCCUUUGAUAUUUUCUUUGCACUUCCUAAAACAAUUUUUCCUUGAGAGGGGAGUUUUGGUGAGUUUUAACCCCUUUUUUUCUGCGAGAAUGUCUUUGCCCCUGAAGCCAUCCCUGAAAAGGGUCGGGAAAAUCCGACCCAUUUUGAGUGAAGAACCCAAAAUGACCAGAAAAGUUCGUGUAAUUUUCCAAGAUCCUUAUGCUACUGAUUCAUCUUCGAGUGAGGAUGAGUGUGAGGGGAGACCAUGCUCUGAGAGGGUCCAAAUGCGGAAGCGUAUCUUUCGUGAAAUCAAUCUUCCUCUCCCUGGUUUUGCUCCAGUGAAAUCUCUGCAAUCUGAGAGUUCCUCCCACGACAGCAACUCCAAGCCUGGCACACACCGGAAGAGGGUUUUGGCUAAAACCCCUGAUGGCACAGCCCAACAGGCCAAUGUGAAGAAACCUGCUGGUAUUCGUCAGAGGAAAUGGGGCAAAUGGGCUGCUGAGAUCAGGCACCCAAUAACCAAAAAGAGGACUUGGUUGGGUACCUUUAAUACUCUGGAAGAAGCUACCCAGGCUUACAAUGCUACGAAGCUCAAAUAUAAGAAGCUGGAAUAUGAUCUGGCCAUGGCUGCUGUCCCUGGUAAAACAAGCAACAUGUCAUCUUCAGCUGCUGCUUCUCAGAACAACGCUGCUUCCUCUGCUGUCGAGGAGUCCGAGAGUGCGGUCUCCCUCACCUCUCCAUCAUCAAUUCUAGAUCACAACUCCUCCUCAUCAGCCCUUGAAUUGGAUACCUUGGUAUCCACUCUUGUUGUUUCCAACAACAAUGAUGACACUGAUCUGAUCAUAGAAGGUUUUGAUGCCAACUUUGAGGAUCUCCCCAUUCCUGAUUUCGGCGAUGAGACGUUGGUGUCUGGUUCCAUUGAGGACCUCAACUUUGGUGCAGAGUUUGAUGAUUUGUUGUUUGUCAAUGACUCUGGGAGGGUUUUGGAUGAUUACUGCGGCAUUGAAGAGCUGAAUAUAUCAGGAAUACAGGGCGAUGACCCAAGUGAGCUACCUGAUUAUGACUUCAGCACUGACGACUUCCUCCUUGCUGAUGACCCCCACAACAUUGCUUCCCCAUAAGUUUUGCAGCUAGUUUUUAGUCAAAUAAUUUCCAUAUUGUUAGUUAUCUGUAGUUAAUAUUAUGAAUAGCAAGAACAGAUAUCAGGGAUCAUAACUUUGAGUUCCUGGGAGAGUAGUUUCCCUAUUUCCAAGUUGGGAGUUUAAUUUAUUUGUUCGUUAAGAGAAGAAGAGAUGCAUUAGGAGGAUGAGCAUUGUCAUGGGGGGGACAAUAGUCUCCUUUGGGUUUUUCUGUGCCGUUAGAGCCGUCCAAGGGAUUCUGUUCUUGUUUCACAGGACUUCUGGAUCUGUUGCUGAGUGUUGUCUCCCUGAUACAGAGAUUUUGGAUUCACUUUUUGCUAAAUUCUGGCAUCUCUAGUUUUGUUUAAGGAUAUUAUAUGAAAUGCAGAAAAAACUUGUUUCAUUCAUCCCUCAAAACAAUCAUACCCUGAUGUUUUCGAAUCCAUUCUGGUCUGUUUGGUUCAUGCAUUUUCAAAGCAAUACUGUUGUAGCUUGGGUCUGAAAUUUAGAAAUACAUGAUAUGCUUUGAU
This is a messenger RNA of Rubroshorea leprosula, 2150 nucleotides long. NCBI's taxonomy places the organism in Eukaryota, Viridiplantae, Streptophyta, Magnoliopsida, Malvales, Dipterocarpaceae. The record is from the annotation of a GenBank genome assembly.